Molecule: messenger RNA, 3329 nt
Organism: Myzus persicae (green peach aphid)
Lineage: Eukaryota; Metazoa; Arthropoda; Insecta; Hemiptera; Aphididae
Product: tyrosine kinase receptor Cad96Ca-like
Exons: 7
Biological process (GO): cell surface receptor protein tyrosine kinase signaling pathway; multicellular organism development; protein phosphorylation
Cellular component (GO): signaling receptor complex; membrane
Molecular function (GO): calcium ion binding; ATP binding; transmembrane receptor protein tyrosine kinase activity
Source: RefSeq, a predicted model, not a curated record
CGCGCGGUGUUCGCCGCUUAGUAGUCCGCGAUACGCGCGCCCGAGUCGACGUCCGUCCGCCGAAUGGCUCGUUAAAAUUGUGCGCAAGUGAUAACAUAUUGUGUGUGUGGUAUUUUUUUUUAGAAUUUUCAUUUCCGAUACUCGUAUCGGUUUUUGCCGCCGUUGCUAUAAGUUCGGUUCACGAGUCGCCGACGCGCCGGCGGCGGGCCGUUUUCUUCGGCGUUUUCAACGGUCGUCGCCGUUACGAUUAUGAUGCGCCGACCGACGACGACAGUGACGCACCAGCUACGGACGAGUUCGGCCGGCCGAGCUCGAUGAAGUCCACCGCUUGGAUCCCGGCCGCGGCCGUCAUACUGGUGGCCCUCUGCGCCCCUAGACCAGGACUCUGUGAUCUGACUGGAAGUCCUCCGACCAUAUGGGUGGAUCGGAAUUGGGUGGUCGACUCCACGGCACCCGUCGGCACGGUGGUGGCCCGGGUUCGCGUGUCCGACGUCGGCCACGAGACGGUCUUGGUGUACGGGUUGGAACACUCGACGGGCUUCAACAUCGUCCAAGAGAACGAGGACCCUUUGCCGUUCACCAUCGACGAGAACGGAAGAGUCACCACAAACACGUCCCUGACGAACAAGGAGGGAAAAAACAUUUACCUGUAUGUAACGAUCAAUGACGGACACCUGACGUCCAAAACUCAGGUAUGGGCGAAAGUGGAAGGACCCGGCGGCGGUGGCAGGAAUAAGCCGGGGAGCGGAGGACUUCCGACCAACUUCUUGUCUGGACAAUUCCGACCACCACCCCCGCCGUCAAUACCGAUCAACGGAGCUGGAGGAAGUUUUCCGGGCGUUGUUUUCACGCCCCCUAACAAACUUCUACCCUCCGGACCGGCCAGGACGACGCCGCCCAGGCCAACGAACAAAGUUCCUACAGUGAAGCCGACGACGCCCACAGUCGUUGCCACGAAAAAGACAGUCGCCGCUGACAUACCCGUCGCCGAGGCCUCCACAUCACCGACCGCGGUUGCUAGCACAGUCACCUCAACCGUGGUAACCGAUGCAGCUGUCAAUGUGGUUAACGGCUCAACCACCACUGAGUCGGCGUUCAGCAACGUCACCACCUCAUAGUCGGCGUUCAGCGACGUCACCACCUCGGCCGCUUCCACAGCCCGGCCCGAAGAGACAAGAAACGUAACAGAACCAGCGCUCACCCCUCCUACAGUGACCACCCAGCAACCAGUUCAGAAUAACCUGGUCUUGGCUCUGGUCCCCAUAGUGAUUGCUACCGUAUUCUUAACCACGGCUGGCGUGCUUGCCUGUUUGUUCCGAAAAAGACUGUUUUCCUCCAAAGUCAAGUCUAAAAAAGUCAAUUCAAUUGGAAAAAAGAAGAGCUCUAGAUCGGACGACCCGAUGGUCAUGCACCACUGGAGCGGACCACGGGCUUUCACCAGGUAUGAGAGCUGGGGCUCGGAUCCGUCGACCAAUGGGCAGUACAUCGGUGGCAAGGAAUCGGUGAUCAAAGAAAGCGACCCAUGGGAGAUACCCAGGCACCACGUAAGGGUGUGCUCAAUACUAGGAGAGGGUAGUUUUGGGCAAGUCUGGAAGUGCGAGGCGUACAACAUCAUGGGGUUCAAGGGCAACAUGGUGGUCGCGGUAAAGACGCUCAAGGACAACGCGGGCGAACGCGAACGACUCGACCUGAUACAGGAACUGCAGGUGAUGAAAUCGCUGGAGCCACAUCCGCACGUUGUAAAACUCUUGGGAUGUUGUUCGGAGAGAGAUCCCUUGUUCGUCAUAAUGGAGUACGCGAAAUUGGGCAAACUCCAGAGCGUGUUGCGGAACUCUCGUGGCGUAAACUACUACACGAAUACGCACGGGCCGAGUUCGUUGACGUCGCACGAACUCAUUAUGUUCUGCUAUCAGAUCGCCAAAGGAAUGGACUUCUUGUCGUCGAAAGGGAUCAUACACAGAGACCUGGCGGCUCGGAACAUACUGGUGACGGAGGAACGGGCGUGCAAGAUCUCCGAUUUCGGAUUCGCGCGGGACGUGGCCAGCAGCCGCGUGUACGAGCGCAAGUCGGAGGGCCGCCUGCCCAUCAGGUGGAUGGCGCCGGAGUCGCUGUUCGACAACAUGUACUCGGCCAAGUCGGACGUCUGGUCGUUCGGCGUGCUCAUGUGGGAGAUCGUGACGCUCGGCUCGACGCCGUACCCGGGAGUGGCCGCGGCGGACGUGAUGAAGCGCAUCCGGGACGGUUACCGGCUGGACAAGCCGCAGCACUGCCGGCGCGAGGUGUACAACAUCAUGUUCUACUGCUGGGACAAGUGUCCGGACGACCGGCCCGACUUCGCCGAGCUCAUGGGGCUGCUUGACAAGCUGCUGGUCGACGAGACCGACUACAUACAGCUUGACCGGUUCCCGGACAACGCGUACUACAACAUCACCACCUGCAUAAGUGGCGAGCGCCUGUGACGGAACCCCAGCGCCGUCGCCGACGCCACUUCCGCCCGGAAGUGCAACCGGCUGCAGCGACAACGAUAUUCCGCUGCAGCACGACCACCGUGCAGUCGUUUUCGUUUAUUGUGAUGAUAUUAUAAUAUUGACGUAGGUACUACACGUAUUUCGGUAUAGUCACACGCCUAUAAACGAAAAAAUAUUUAAAAAUCGCUUUCGUAGUGGCUGGUGUAUUAUACAGAUUUUUUUAUACGAUUUUUCGACACAUCCUGCCUGUCCGAUACAUAAUGAAACAAUAAAACUGCGUGUGAUCGCGUUGUGUACGUGAAUAUGUCAGUUGUAUAAUAUUAUUAUUGUAUGUAUUUUUUUUUUUUUUUCAUUGUCUAUAAAAAAAAUAUUAUUACCGCUUAUUGUAUAUACCUAUGUUAAGAAUUUAAAAACUUCGUCAACGUCGUUUAUUUAGUUUUCACGAUGUACCCUAACUUCUUAUUGCUCAUAAUAUGUUAAAAUAAUUUAUUACGUAUUAUACAAAUAUGAUGUUUGAAUAGAUCGAAACGUAUAUUUAUCGUUACGAACACGAAUGUAUAUACAAUGGGUAUUUCGUUGUUUUUUUUUUCGAAAACAAAAUCACUAGUCUUUUUUUAAUUUUUGUACUUACUAUCGCGACUAUAAUAGUACCCUAUUCAUAUUUAUGUGAUGUUUUUCUGCAAGCUUUAUUUAAUAUAAUAUAGGUAUUAUAUGUACGAAUGUUAUAUUAUUCUGUGCGGAUAAUACGAUCAUAUAUAUUAUGUUAUUAUUGUAGCAUUAUAACAAUGUAUUUAGAACCGAAAACGUAUUUAUGCAUAGUAUUGUAUCUAUAAAUUAUAAUAUAAUAUAUAGUUGCAAGUA